GCGAGUGCGCGAGGUGACAGCGGCCGGACCCGGCGGUGGGACGGUGAGCCCAACCCGGGGGACCGGCCCGCUCCCCAGUGCAGUCGCGAUGUCGGUGGCGGGGCUGAAGAAGCAGUUCCACAAAGCUAGCCAGUUGUUUAGUGAAAAAAUUAGUGGUGCCGAAGGAACGAAGCUCGAUGAUGAAUUUCUGGACAUGGAAAGGAAAAUAGAUGUUACCAAUAAAGCAGUUGCAGAAAUCCUUUCAAAGGCCACUGAAUACCUCCAGCCAAAUCCAGCAUACAGAGCUAAGCUAGGAAUGCUGAACACUGUGUCGAAGAUCCGAGGGCAGGUGAAGACCACAGGCUACCCGCAGACGGAGGGGCUGCUGGGAGACUGCAUGCUGAAGUACGGCAAGGAGCUCGGGGAGGACUCCACCUUCGUUGAAAUUCCCAAGAGUAGAAUUGCUGGCUCAAGACACCACCUGAAAAAGCUGGAGGGCCGCCGCCUGGAUUACGAUUAUAAAAAGAAGCGAGUAGGUAAGAUUCCAGACGAAGAAGUCAGACAAGCAGUAGAAAAGUUUGAAGAGUCAAAGGAGUUGGCUGAAAGAAGCAUGUUUAAUUUUUUAGAAAAUGAUGUAGAGCAAGUCACCCAGCUGGCUGUGUUUGUGGAAGCCGCACUAGACUAUCACAAGCAGUCCACAGAGAUCCUACAGGAUCUACAGAGCAAGCUGCAGAUGCGGAUAUCAGCGGCGUCCAAUGUCCCCAGACGAGAAUACAAGCCCCGGCCGGUGAAGAGGAGUCCGAGUGAGCUCAAUGGGGUUUCCACCACCUCUGCUGCAAGGACGACAGGUUCUAACAUUCCCAUGGACCAGCCCUGCUGUCGCGGUCUGUAUGACUUCGAUCCAGAAAACCAAGGAGAAUUAGGAUUUAAAGAAGGGGACAUCAUUACAUUAACCAACCAAAUAGAUGAAAACUGGUAUGAAGGAAUUAUACAUGGGGAAUCUGGAUUCUUCCCCAUCAAUUACGUGGAAGUGAUUGUGCCUUUACCUCAGUAAACAUGAAACUCAAACUUGGGACACAGUUUCUUGACUGAAUGAGUUCACACCAAUGUUCUCGCCGUGUGGUGUGGUGUUCUGUGGCCUCUGUGCGCUCUGAGCAACUUAAUGACUUUUAUAU
Octodon degus (degu) is the source of this 1154-nucleotide messenger RNA. It is a transcript of the gene Sh3gl3, whose product is annotated as SH3 domain containing GRB2 like 3, endophilin A3. Gene Ontology annotation, biological process: synaptic vesicle uncoating. NCBI's taxonomy places the organism in Eukaryota, Metazoa, Chordata, Mammalia, Rodentia, Octodontidae. The transcript is spliced from 9 exons. Gene Ontology annotation, cellular component: cytoplasm; glutamatergic synapse; presynapse. Bases 89 to 1033 code for a protein of 314 amino acids. Gene Ontology annotation, molecular function: protein binding. The record is from RefSeq and is a predicted model, not a curated record.